Molecule: messenger RNA, 3891 nt
Organism: Amphibalanus amphitrite
Lineage: Eukaryota; Metazoa; Arthropoda; Thecostraca; Balanomorpha; Balanidae
Product: urea-proton symporter DUR3-like
Exons: 1
Coding region: 666-3194 (842 amino acids)
Biological process (GO): urea transmembrane transport
Cellular component (GO): plasma membrane
Molecular function (GO): urea transmembrane transporter activity
Source: RefSeq, a predicted model, not a curated record
CUUUUUUUUGUUCGAGGCCUCAUUCGUCACCUUUGUCUUUUUAUUUGGAGCAUUACUUAUCGUCAUUAUUAAGGAUCACUUGAUAAAAUAAUAGAAUUUAAAUUCAAUGAAAAACUCACCAUUUAUUUUCGAAAAAAACACGAGCGGUUGACAUCUAAAUCUACAUCAGGCACAGCAGAUACGUAGGCGGGUGUAGGCAAACAGGUGUGUAGGCGUGACACGAAGGGGAAUCUACUACCUACUAGGUACUCCACGCGUCAGCCGGCGGCGCUUAGAAAGAAUGUCGUUGGAGUGCGCUGAGAGGGCGGCCGGCCGGUGACGUCAGCCGGGGGAGACCGGGCCGGACAGGUGCCUCCUCCAUCACCGAGUGGCCGCGGAGCGGACGGACCCGGCGGCCGGCCCGGGCAGCCCGGUCGGUAAUAUUAGCCGCCCGCUGCGCCACACCAGCGCCACCACUGUCCACCGCGCUGUAAAAAAGCAGCGAGCCGUGCGGGCCGCCAGUCUGCGGCCGUCUUUCCUCCGUGCAGUAGUCGCGUGGCGGGCGGCCAGGCCAAGGACGUUCUGCGGUACUGCAGGGCUGCGGAACACGUGCACCGCUUGAGCAGGUGGUGUGUCAUCACCGCAUUCAGACGUUUCAUUGGUGCUCUCUUGUGAAGUCAGCUGGGAUGCUAAGGCCCCGAAUCGUGUGGCUGCUGCUGCUCGUGGCUUGUUGGUGUAGCGCGUGCGCCAGCGCCCAGAAGACAGUCAGUGAUGGCGCGUCCGCACUGGCAACCUCAGGUUCCUCCGAAACAAGCGAGAAGUCCGACGCUCCGACUGCGUUCCCGCCGCCGCCCACCGUGACUCCUACCGGGGAGAAGUGCAGCGAACUGGUGCUGGAGACGCGCGCCUCGCGCACCGAGAUCCUCCGCGGCGUGCAGCCCACCGUCAGCAUGGCCGAGGCGAUCGCCGUGUUCGCCGGCGUCGGCAUCUUCGCCUCGCUGAUCGCCUACGGCUUCCACAUGGUGCGCAAGCACAUCUACAACGACGCCGAUAACCUGGACACGACGUUCGACGCCGGCGGCAAGGUGUCCAUCGGCCUCACGGCCACCACCAUCGUGUCGCAGUGGACGUGGUCGGCCACACUUCUGCAGUCGUCGACGGUGUCUAGCCUGUACGGCAUCAGCGGUCCGUACUGGUACGCCGGCGGCGCCACCAUCCAGAUCAUCCUGUUCGCCGUGCUCUCCAUCCAGCUCAAGACGCGCGCACCCGGCGCCAAGACGUUCCUGCAGGUCAUCCACGCGAGGUUCGGGCCACGAACACACCAGGUGUACUGCGUGUUCGCCUUCCUCACCAACCUCGUGGUGAUGAUGUCGUUGACGAUUGCCGGCACGGCCGUGCUUAACAGCCUGGUGGCCGACCUCAGUCCCGAAAUGGCCGCUAUGAUGCUGGCCAUCGUCAUCGGCGGCUACACGCUCAUCGGCGGACUCGGCGCCACGUUCUACGUCUCUUACUUCAACACUGCGCUCAUCUUCAUCAUGAUCCUGAUGCUGGUCGUCGAGGUGUACUACAACCCUGCAGACAAUCCAAACAACCCGUUCGGAAGCUCCGAGCGCAUUUUCGACUUCGUUGAGUGCUGGAAGGCGCCACCAGGCAACAAGGACGGCAGCUACCUGACCUUCCUCUCGCAAGGUGGAUUCAUCUUCGGUAUCGUCAACAUCGUCGGCAACUUCGGCACCGUGUUCUGCGACCAGGCCUACUGGCAGAGUUCAGUAGCCGCCAAGCCGCUGCAGGGCGUCUGGGGCUUCAUUCUCGGCGGCCUCACCUGGUUCGCCAUCCCGUUCUGCCUGGCUACGACUCUGGGACUGUCGUACCUGGCCAUGAGCUCAGCCCAGGGCGUCGCCAUGCUGAGCGACAAGGACGUGGCCAAGGGUCUGGUGGCGCCCAUGGUGGCACAGACGCUACUCGGUCGCACCGGUGAGUACGCCAUGCUCUUCCUCAUCCUGAUGGCCGUCAUGUCCACUGGCUCGGCUGAGAUAAUCGCUGUAGCCUCUAUUGUCAUCUACGAUGUCUACCAGAUUUACCUGAAGCCGUUCCGUGCCGAGCUGGCCCCGGGUGAGUGCAUCCUCUGCGGACAUCGCGUGCGACCCACCAACGAAGACCCGAAGCGUUGCCUGUGCCCCUCGAUGCAGCGCUGCGAGCCAUGCCGACAGGAUGACGCAGCGCGGGCCGCCGUGGACAGCCUGGUGAAGCCGCACUACACGUGCUCCGUGCACGGUCAGUUCCGCGAAUACCAGGAGCGCCUGCUCUACUAUAAGAACUGGAGCAUCGUUUGGACGACAUUCUUUUCGAUCCCGCUGUGCAUCUUCUGCUGGGCAGUGGAUCUCGACCUGGCGUGGACGUACUACUUCACCGGCAUCCUGAUCUCGUCGGCCGUGGUGCCAAUCGCACUCUCGAUCCUGUGGGUGCGCGUCAGCUCGCGCGGCAUGAUUGGCGGCGCCGUCGGCGGCUGCGUCUGCGGCAUCACCAGCUGGCUCGUGUACGCAUCCACUUAUCCGGGCGGCCUGGCCAACUUCGUGGUCAACACGGGCCAUCAGACGCCGAUGCUGAUCGGCAACAUCGUCUCGGUGACGGUCGGCGGCCUCGUCUGCAUCGCCGUCUCGCUGGCGGACAACUGGCGCAUGACACCCGAGCAGAUGGAACACGAGUGGGAGAAGACACGCGACAUCGACAAUCCGCUGACGCCGUGGGUGCACGUCUACCGCGAUUGUCUGGACAUCAGCGAGGCGCGCAACGUCAGCUACCACGAGCGGCCGCCGAUCGACGGCAUCGUGCGCCGGUUCCGGCUGGCCAAGCGGACCGCCUACGGCGCCGGCGUAUGCCUGACACUGCUAUUCGUCGUCAUCUGGCCGAGCAGCAUGAUUGCCGCCCAUCCACUGGACAGCGCCGGCUUCCUGGCGUGGACCACGCUGUCGCGCGGCUGGGGCUUCGUGGCGGCGACGUUCAUCAUCGUGGUGCCGCUGCUGCAGGAGCUGUACGCCAUCGGGCACAAGUGGCGCAAACAGCAGCUGGUGCGCAGCUCGCCCAGCGACUGUCUCUCGCUGCAGAGCCAGUGCACCUCGCCGACGCACAGCAGGGCCGACUCGGCGGAGGUGCUGGCGGCAGAGAACGGCGCCGCCCCGACCGAGAACGGCACCCGCAAGCUGCCCGCCGAGUGAGCGUGCCGUCCGAGAGGUGCAAGUCAGCUCGAUAGGCGUCGGGUGAUCCUCACGCGGCGGCUGUAGAGAUGGGAGACAAGAUGCCGGUCGUGCUGGCACGCAGGCCGUGGCCAGAGCCAGGGCCCGCUGAAAGAUGUCCCGUACUGACCAUCCAUCAGCAGCACUCCAGGGAUUUCAAGAAACCAAAGGGCUCUCUCUGAACGAAACAAGAGCGGAUGCCAUCACGGCUGUGAUGACGAUAACCUAUGGAGGACGAAACAAGUGAUUUGAUGGGCAUCGAAUAAGAGAUGAGAAUAUUCUUGUUGCAUCAUUGAGGAAUAAUGCCUGUAACGAUUGCAUAUCGGUGACAAUAUCAUAAAUCAUGAAGCGGCUCAAGGAACGUGCGCUUAUUGUAUAAGCAUGGUGCUCAUGAAGUGAGACAAAGAUUCUCAAUGGCAAAUGUAUGUGUUGUGUAAUGCUAGCCUACGCUGGUUGAAAGCUUUCAUAUAUGUAUUUGUACGGUCAUUUCCGGGCCGCGAAUGAAGGAAAUACGCAUAGCUCUGUUUUGUCCCUUCGUGGUUUCGAAACACGAGAAAGUUUACUAAUAAUGUUGCUGAGGUAUUAAUAGCUUCGACGACACUUGUACACAAGGUGCAGGGCAAUGGUUGUACAAUUAUCUAGCAUGCAAUUUGUUGAAUAAAGUUUGAAAACGAAAUAA